AAGCAUCCACACAAAAUCACAAUGAAGCUCCUUGUUCAUCUCUCCAUCUUUUUAUCAAUCCUCUUUGUCUCUCUCCCAUCUUCUUACAGCUGCACCCCAAAUGACAAGAAUGCCCUCCUUCAAAUCAAGAAAUCACUGAACAACCCUCCCCUCCUCUCUUCCUGGAACCCCCGAACCGACUGUUGUACCGGCUGGACCGGCGUCGAAUGCACUAACCGUCGCGUUACAGCUCUCAGCGUUUCCUCCGGCGAAGUCUCCGGCCAGAUCCCGUACCAGAUCGGCGACCUACUUGACCUCCGUACACUCGAUUUCAGCUACCUGACCAACCUCACCGGAAACAUCCCACGCACCAUUACCAAACUCAAGAACCUCAACACUCUCUUCUUCAAGCACACUAGUCUCUCCGGUCCGAUUCCUGAUUACAUCAGCGAGCUCAAGAGCCUCACGUUCUUGGACCUUUCCUUUAACCAAUUUACCGGUCUAAUUCCCGGUUCGCUAUCUCAGAUGCCGAAGCUUGAAGCCAUUCAGAUCAACAAUAAUAAGCUAACUGGUUCUAUACCGAACUCUUUCGGUUCUUUUGUUGGCAACGUCCCUAAUCUCUACUUAUCUAACAAUAAGCUUUCAGGAAAAAUACCGGAAUCGUUGUCUAAAUACGACUUCAACGCAGUGGAUCUGUCCGGGAAUGGUUUCCAAGGAGAUGGCUUCAUGUUCUUCGGACGGAACAAAACAACAGUGCGAGUGGAUCUGUCGAGAAACAUGUUUAAUUUCGAUCUCGUCAAGGUUAAGUUCGCUAGAAGCAUAGUUUCGUUGGAUCUGAGCCAUAACCAUAUAUACGGGAAGAUACCACCAGCGCUGACUAAACUACACCUCGAGCAUUUCAACGUGAGCGACAAUCAUCUCUGUGGAAAAAUCCCAAGUGGCGGUCUCCUUCAGACCUUUGAACCAUCUGCCUACGCUCACAACAUCUGUCUUUGUGGGACUCCCCUUAAGGCUUGUUAAUUAGUUCGUUUUAGCUUGGCGGAAGAAAAAUAAUUAUGUUUAAUCUAUUAUGAUCAUGUGUUCAUUAUCACCGCCAAACCAAGGUUAUUGUCUCUUUUUGUUAUGAAAUCAAUGGUAAGAUAAAGA
Messenger RNA from Arabidopsis arenosa, 1125 nucleotides. The record is from the annotation of a GenBank genome assembly. Lineage: Eukaryota; Viridiplantae; Streptophyta; Magnoliopsida; Brassicales; Brassicaceae.